AUGAGCUCGGUCAUUGGCGGAGCAGUUGACUCUGCUGGAAAUGAUGUGGUAGCUAGAGAGUUUAAUGAGCGCACCAGGCUGUUGUAUGGCGGCAACGAGGAGAAUUCUUCUGAUAGUGAUGGUCGUCCUCAAUUCUAUACACAUACCCACACUGGUUCAUCCUCGUCAACUUCGAAGAAUAAUACUGCAGUCACAGAAAGAGAGACUGACCCGGCUAUCGACUCGGGAUCUGAUGACGAACAUUCAGAUGUGGACCCUGAUGAGGCCCAUUCGAGACUCAAUGAAGAGUACAGGGGGCUACCUUGGACUCAUAGACCGUCUUCUAUUGUUCUGGUGAUUAUUUUCUCACUAUUUGCAAUUGGUCAGUCUAUGGUUACUGCGUCUAAUUUGGAUGUCAUGUUCGAGCUCAUCUGUAGAUCUCUGUAUGAUGCAGCUCCUUCCCGGAGUCUACAAAUCCCCAUUGACGCUCAAGAACCUCCUGAAUUCGGUGCCGACCCCAGAUGUAGAGGUCCCGAGGUAGCUGCUCUUGUAGCCAACUUCACCUCGUACCGAACCGCCAUUCUCGGUAUUUUGGGUAUUGUUGCCACCCCCAAACUGGCUUCCUACUCUGACCGAAUUGGUCGUAAGUAUAUUAUUCUCUGGUGCUCUUUCUGUGGCAUGUUUGCUGAUAUCAUCCCGUUUCUUUGUACCUCAUACCCCCAAUAUUUCGAUUAUCGAUGGCUGCUAGUUUCAUCGGCCAUUCAAGGCAUUGGCGGUAGUUUGAUGACUGUCCAGGUUUUGAAUAGUUCUUAUGUCGCAGACUGUAUUCCUCCUAGUCUUCGAGCAAAGUCCUUAGCAAUGCUUGAUUCCUGUCUUUUUGGAUCCAUUGCUAUUGGUCCUGUUAUCGGCAGUCUUAUUCUGUCCACAUACCGCUCAUUGCCAAAACUUUAUAUGGUAUCCAUUGGCUUUUAUGUCACCAACAUCGUUCUCACGGCAUUAUUUUUAGUAGAGUCUCGACCACUAAAAGCCCGUCGUAUGUCUCAAGUUCAAUACGAUACCGACUUGGAGCAGGUUAUGAGUAAUGCUACCAACUGGCAGCAGUAUCUUCAUAAAGUUAAUUUCCUCAAGCCGCUUGCAUUGCUUAAAUUUGACCACUUGAGUGACAGAGCAUCCAGACGUAAUGCCAGGAUGCUUGUUAUUAUGGCAUCUUUGGGCAUGGAGUUUGCAAUUGCCAUCUCGCCUAUCAUCAUGAUGAUUGCUGAGCUGAAGUUCAAGUGGACCGGUGUGGAAGUGGGAUAUUUAAUUUCCGUGUUUGGAAUGUCUCGAGUCUUCGUCCUUGCUAUUAUAUUCCCUCUUGCUCUACGAUUCUUACGAUCCAAGUUUAGAGUCGUAGGUAAUGGCCUGGAUAAAGUCGAUUUGACCAUGAUUCGAAUCGGACAACUUAUCAGUAUCUUUGGCUACUCUGCUCUUGGAAAUGCCCCCAACCCCAAGGUGUUUGCCAUUGUACUGAUUAUUGACUCGUUGGCCGGUGUUCAGAUCCCGUCAAUGAAGAAUGCCAUCAUCAAGCAUGCGCCCCAAGACAGAAUCGGUGAGCUGCUGGGUGCAUUGAGUCUCGUCAACAAUUUCAGCAUGGUAGUGGGUCCACUAGUGUUUUUCCGCAUUUUUAACCUCACUGUUGCUACACGGCCUCAAACUGUUUUCGAAAUUGUUUCUCUCGGAUUUUUCUGUCUCCUAAUAACCUCUUUCUUCCUGUCUAAGCCAUCACCUCCUCCGAGUCCAGAUGAGCCACACAACUAUGGAUCAACUGAGCAACCCACAGCAGAUCUGUAA
Molecule: messenger RNA, 1809 nt
Organism: Sugiyamaella lignohabitans
Lineage: Eukaryota; Fungi; Ascomycota; Dipodascomycetes; Dipodascales; Trichomonascaceae
Exons: 1
Coding region: 1-1809 (602 amino acids)
Biological process (GO): transmembrane transport
Cellular component (GO): membrane
Molecular function (GO): transmembrane transporter activity
Source: RefSeq, a predicted model, not a curated record